AACAGUCCGAGCAGCUUUCAGAAUGACAGUCUGCAGAAGUGAGCUGAGCGUGUGCGCGGUACGGGGCUCUCCUGCCUUCUGGGCUCCAACGCAGCUCUGUGGCUGAACUGGGUGCUCACCACGGGAACUGCUGGGCUAUGGAAUACAGAUGUGGCAGCUCAGGUAGCCCCACAUUGCCUGGAGGAAUACAUCAUGUUUUUCGAUAAGAAGAAAUUGUAGGAGCCAGUUUUUUUUUUUUUUAACCGCCCCCUCCCCACCCCCCAAAAAACUGUAAAGAUGCAAAAACGUAAUAUCCAUGAAGAUCCUAUUACCUAGGAAGAUUUUGAUGUUUUGCUGCGAAUGCGGUGUUGGGAUUUAUUUGUUCUUGGAGUGUUCUGCGUGGCUGGCAAAGAAUAAUGUUCCAAAAUCGGUCCAUCUCCCAAGGGGUCCAAUUUUUCUUCCUGGGUGUCAGCGAGCCCUGACUCACUACAGUGCAGCUGACAGGGGCUGUCAUGCAACUGGCCCCUAAGCCAAAGCAAAAGACCUAAGGACGACCUUUGAACAAUACAAAGGAUGGGUUUCAAUGUAAUUAGGCUACUGAGCGGAUCAGCUGUAGCACUGGUUAUAGCCCCCACUGUCUUACUGACAAUGCUUUCUUCUGCCGAACGAGGAUGCCCUAAGGGCUGUAGGUGUGAAGGCAAAAUGGUAUAUUGUGAAUCUCAGAAAUUACAGGAGAUACCCUCAAGUAUAUCUGCUGGUUGCUUAGGUUUGUCCCUUCGCUAUAACAGCCUUCAAAAACUUAAGUAUAAUCAAUUUAAAGGGCUCAACCAGCUCACCUGGCUAUACCUUGACCAUAACCAUAUCAGCAAUAUUGACGAAAAUGCUUUUAAUGGAAUACGCAGACUCAAAGAGCUGAUUCUUAGUUCCAAUAGAAUCUCCUAUUUUCUUAACAAUACCUUCAGACCUGUGACAAAUUUACGGAACUUGGAUCUGUCCUAUAAUCAGCUGCAUUCUCUGGGAUCUGAACAGUUUCGGGGCUUGCGGAAGCUGCUGAGUUUACAUUUACGGUCUAACUCCCUGAGAACCAUCCCUGUGCGAAUAUUCCAAGACUGCCGCAACCUGGAACUUUUGGACCUGGGAUAUAACCGGAUCCGAAGUUUAGCCAGGAAUGUCUUUGCUGGCAUGAUCAGACUCAAAGAACUUCACCUGGAGCACAAUCAGUUUUCCAAGCUCAACCUGGCCCUUUUUCCAAGGUUGGUCAGCCUUCAGAACCUUUACUUGCAGUGGAAUAAAAUCAGUGUCAUAGGACAGACCAUGUCCUGGACCUGGAGCUCCUUACAAAGGCUUGAUUUAUCAGGCAAUGAGAUCGAAGCUUUCAGUGGACCCAGUGUUUUCCAGUGUGUCCCGAAUCUGCAGCGCCUCAACCUGGAUUCCAACAAGCUCACAUUUAUUGGUCAAGAGAUUUUGGAUUCUUGGAUAUCCCUCAAUGACAUCAGUCUUGCUGGGAAUAUAUGGGAAUGCAGCAGAAAUAUUUGCUCCCUUGUAAACUGGCUGAAAAGUUUUAAAGGUCUAAGGGAGAAUACAAUUAUCUGUGCCAGUCCCAAAGAGCUGCAAGGAGUAAAUGUGAUCGAUGCAGUGAAGAACUACAGCAUCUGUGGCAAAAGUACUACAGAGAGGUUUGAUCUGGCCAGGGCUCUCCCAAAGCCGACGUUUAAGCCCAAGCUCCCCAGGCCGAAGCAUGAGAGCAAACCCCCUUUGCCCCCGACGGUGGGAGCCACAGAGCCCGGCCCAGAGACCGAUGCUGACGCCGAGCACAUCUCUUUCCAUAAAAUCAUCGCAGGGAGCGUGGCGCUUUUCCUGUCCGUGCUCGUCAUCCUGCUGGUUAUCUACGUGUCAUGGAAGCGGUACCCUGCGAGCAUGAAGCAGCUGCAGCAGCGCUCCCUCAUGCGAAGGCACAGGAAAAAGAAAAGACAGUCCCUAAAGCAAAUGAAUCCCAGCACCCAGGAAUUUUAUGUAGAUUAUAAACCCUCCAACACGGAGACCAGCGAGAUGCUGCUGAAUGGGACGGGACCCUGCACCUAUAACAAAUCGGGAUCCAGGGAGUGUGAGAUACCUUUAUCAAUGAAUGUGUCAACCUUUCUGGCAUACGACCAGCCCACAAUAAGUUACUGUGGGGUGCAUCAUGAACUUCUCUCCCAUAAGUCCUUUGAAACGAAUGCACAGGAAGAUACGAUGGAAACACAACUAGAGACUGAGCUGGACCUGAGCACAAUCACAACAGCUGGCCGAAUCAGUGACCAUAAACAGCAGCUAGCUUAACUGAGAUCACUGGUAGCCAGGGGUUGCUACCAAACUUUGUAACCUCAAGGACAAAAUGAGGAAGAUGUGUUCAUUGUGGACUCUAAAAACAAAACAAAACACAAAAAUCCCCUGUUCAAAUAAACAAAAAAUCCAAGAUUGAUUCAUGAAAUAAAGAAGACAUGAAUUGUUUUAAGUCUACACUUUGUAAUUAGCUAAGUUGUGCAGUAUUUUUUGACUUAAACAGAGUAUGACCCUGAAAAAUAAAAGAAUCUUUUUUUUUCAAAACUCAUCCUACCUACCUGUAAAAACUGUACAAAGCUAAUGUAUUUUUCAUAUUGUAAAGUUUCAAUUGUAGAAACAACUGGUAUGUACAGUACCAUAAUUUAAUUACAUUUUACUUUAAAAACUUUACACAUUUCAGUUUCUAAAAUUUUAAAUUAACAAAAAUUAUUUCUUGUGUUAUUCAGAGUUACUCAGUUUUGUAAGGACUGUUUUGUUACUGCUUUUUGUGCCCAGAAACCUUGACUCUAAAAUUCUGUGCUGUGCGAAACAUGCACGAUUUUUAUUAUGCUUACUGCGUAGAAUUUUAUCUACUUGUUCCAGAAAUAAUACAUUAACCAAAAAGGAUUUAAUUGUUCAGACUUGUAAGAGGUUCUUCAAUUACAUAGGCAGGUUUUUCUUAAAAAUGAAAAAAAAUCAAAGAUUUUUUUAACAGUUCUCAGACUUAACUGUUGCCUUGAAUUACAGCCUAGUUUCUAAGCAGUGAAAUGUAAUGAUAAAGAGGGAUAUUUUAACAUAUUUCCGAAUGAAUGACUCAUUAUUUCAUUCUUUUGAGUAACCAUUGUUAAGGGUUGGGGGAAAGCAUGGACAAAACAUCACUGGAAACAAAGGCUGUAACCACAGCAACAGACUUUAUGAUACAGUUAAAAGGUGCAGCUGCCAGUGACAAAUAAAAACUUUUGUUACAUCUCAUUAUUUUCAGGCCAAGGUGGCAGUAUAGUGCAUAAUAAUUGUACAGUAGCAAUUUUUAUCCUAAUUAACCCAUAGCGGUUUACCUAAAAGUAACCAUCAGUCAGUGCAAAAUGUGCCUGGUUCUUAAGACAACUUUUUUAUUUAGAACUGUGAGACCAGUAUUUUGGAAACAUUUCAAAGGAAACAUAUGAAUUUUUUUUGCAUUGUGCACUACAUCAUUUCUCUCCUGAGGAAGAAUUUUAAACAUGUACAGCUCAUUCAAUAUAGAUAUGAGCCAUGGUGGAGAACUUUAUCACUCAAGUAGACUGUAAACAUCCUUAAUAUGUUCUAAAUUGUUUAUAUUGCUAUCCAUAAUGGGAUUCACCUCCAAAUUAUCAAAGAAAUAACUCAGAAAUUUGACACCAGCCCAGAUCAUAUACUGAUUAUACAAUUGUGUUAUAAAGUUAAUUCAAAUCAAAUUAAGAAAACCUGAGUCUUCAGAAGCUGAAAUAAUCAAUUUGUUUGUGCUGUUUGCUUGACAUAGGUUAUUGUUUGAAAAUAUUGUUACUUUAUCAAUAGUAAUCAUGCAUUCUUGUGUUUUUUUUUAAUGGAAAACUGCAAGUUUCAAUUACUAUUGCACUAGAAGCGCUUUUUAUGUUGUCAUUUUAUAUUCAUGCCGUCAAAAGUAGAUUGACAAUACAUCAGUCUAACAUGGGUCAAUCAAAACAGUGAAGAAAAGAAUAAUUGAAAACAAUGUCAAACUUUUAAAUUUUUAUCUCUUCCAAAGAAAUUAUAUCUAUAAAAUCUAGUUUUAUGCAGGUUUGUCACAGCAAAUUUAAAAGCAGCUUCAAGAAGAAUGAACUUAAAAACUGUGGAGCAAAUUUUUGUUGAAAAUAUAUAAAGUCAGAAAGAAAAAAGAUGUAAAUGUUGGAAGAAGCAAAUUCUAUUACUAAUUCAAAUGAAACUAAAUGUCAAACACAGUACUUGUGUCAACUAUUUAGCAUCCCAGAUUUGGUAACAUAUUUUGCAUAAAUUAUUUGCUAUUCAAAAAUUUUUGUCAUUUUAAGUCUAAUUUUAAUCUUUAUGUUUUCCAUUUUCUAAUUUCCUUGCAAUGUAUUAUUCUUAUUCUUAAUUCUCUACAUUGAAAUUUGGCUUUACGUCGUUAGCAAAUUUAUAAAGGGUUGUAAAGUUAUGAUUCAUGAGUCUAAAAUCAAUGCAAAAUUUUAUUUAUUAGGUAAACCAAAAUGUCAUUUGCAAGUUUUCUCAUUAGAAGUUGUCCUUGCAAAGAUAGAAAAGGAAGUAUUAAUUUGUGUAAACAAGCACAAAUUAACAUAUUUGUUAAUAAAUAGGUUUAUCUGCUAAUAAACCUAUUUCUAGACACAUUCAAAUUGAUAAUGAUUUUUAGAAAUGUUAAGGUUCCAAGGAGUCUUACAAGUGUAUGCCCUUGAUUUCCUGAAGGAAACCACUUUCUUUCUUAAAUAUUUUCAAUUCAUCUAAAGUGAACAACUAUAAAUAGAAGCAAUCACCUUGGAACCACAGCUCUGUGCAACCAAGGCCCUAAGCUACACCAAAUAAGCCAGGAAUUUUGAGACUUCUCAUCUUUAAAUUCAACCAAAAGGGUCUUUAACAAGAAAAAAAAUGCUGGAUGAUGAUUAUUAUUAUUUUUGCUUAAUUUUUAUUCUGCCAUGUCCAGGUUAAGGGUGAGGGUGGUGACAAUCUGAAAGACUGUAUCUGGAAUCUUUAUCACAUAUUUCCAAUUUAUUUCAGUUUUUGUCUAAAACUUGCAUUUCUAAUCCAUCUUUUCCAGCAUUCGAUAAUCUCCCAUUUCCUCCUUCUAACCCCCAUUCCUAUGUCUCUCUUCCUGUCUAUUCCUCACCGAUUUAAACAACUGAAAUGUUUACUUAUGUUUGGAGUUGAAAAAUGGAGAGUUUGACCCAACAUGGUUACAAUAACAGCCAGCAGCUGCAGCAAACCAUAAAGUUAUGCAGUGUUUUGAAGUUCACAAACCACAUUUUACAUGAAUUAUCUCAUUUUGUCUUCAUAACAACCCUAUGAAGACACGUUAAUCUCAAAGAAGUUGAGCCCUCACCCCAAAACACAGGGCCAAUAAUUGGUGCAGUUGAAUUAUUCUCAAAAUUUACAGGCUGUUAGUCUUUCCACUGUACUAAAAGAUUUCUUUCUCUGAUCAGAGCCAGAGAACUUCCAGAGAUGAUGGAUAGAAUGAAAGAAUAUAUAUAUAUGUAUAUUUGACAUGUUGUUUAGUAAUCCCUAUUUUAAUUCCAUUCUCCAUCUGUAAAAUAUUAGCUAACUGAAUUAUUUCUGUGUUCUACUCUGGGCUCUCACAUUAAAA
Pongo pygmaeus (Bornean orangutan) is the source of this 5581-nucleotide messenger RNA. It is a transcript of the gene LRRTM3, whose product is annotated as leucine rich repeat transmembrane neuronal 3. The coding region runs from base 553 to 2298 and encodes 581 amino acids. The record is from RefSeq and is a predicted model, not a curated record. Lineage: Eukaryota; Metazoa; Chordata; Mammalia; Primates; Hominidae. Gene Ontology annotation, molecular function: protein binding. Gene Ontology annotation, cellular component: plasma membrane. The transcript is spliced from 3 exons.